UGCACUGCACGGUUACCGGUAAGUGCCGAGUCUGUGGCCAAUGGGGACAAGAAACGGUCGGUUUGUGGGAACUAAUUGUGACAGAUCAUUCCAUUGCCGCAUCGCUGAGCUGUCCCUCAAGUGUUUGCACUCAACACACACCUCUAGCACACCCCCCUCUUGGUUAGCAGAUGGAGCAGUCCAAUAUAAUGUCCAAUGGUGGGUAUCAGAAGAUGCAGGUUAUUAUCGGAAAGUUGAAGAGAGCCGAACGACACGGUGUUGGCUGUGCAGCCGAGCGGGAACAAAUCGUGAAAACGCGAGCCCGUCUCGGAGACUCACUGGACAAAGUUGCUUGGCUCAUUUCAGUGGUUAGCAUUUGCUGCUGUACACCAGUUGACCUUGUCUUUGAUGUAACCAGGAGCUGGCAAUACACAAACGCUUUUCUUGGUCCAAUUAUCCCUACUUGUUGAGAGGUGUGCCUUUCGCUGGUUCCAAUUGAUUCAGUCCACUGAGUGUGGUUCACACUAUUAAAGAGUGAGAAGUAAAAGAUUUGAAAACAAAUCUUGUGGCUCCAUGGAUGAAAAGCUAAGUGAAACAGUGAAAUGACCACUGAAUAAUAAGGACAGUAAAAAACAUCAUCAAAUGCUAUAGAAAAUAACUGCAAAAUAGGCCAAAAGAAAAAGUUUCAUCUAACCCUGGGCCAGGUUGGCUCUGACUCAGCGGUUGAACGGCAGAGAGCAAUUUUAACAGAACACAGAUUAUAGGGAUUGAUUGAGGCAGCAACCCGCAGAGAGUCCGGAAUAUUUACCUGGAUCCAUACAAACCGGUGCAGAGGCUAACAAAAACAGCAGGGAAAAUUGAAGCCCCUGCACCCGAGGAAGUGUCCCUUGAGUCCAUUACCUUCGUUGCCUCCAUGGAUAAUCAGGACGGGAGCACUGGCACGACGCUGACGGUGUCGUCUAAGAUGACGGAAAAGAAGACGCGCUUCUCGUUUCGCCGCAGGUCCAUGAGAGACAACUCAGAGACAGCGGAUGGUCCCAAGCCUCAGAAUGUUUCCACAUACAUCAGUCAGAAGGAAGCAAUCACCAUUGACGAGGAACUCGUCUCCACCUACAGCUACAGCAUAGAGCAGCUGAUGGAGCUGGCGGGGCUGAGCUGUGCCACGGCCAUUGCCAAAGCCUAUCCCCUCAACAGCUUCACCAAGGCGGAGCCCACAGUUCUGGUGUGCUGUGGGCCUGGCAACAACGGCGGCGAUGGCCUGGUCUGUGCUAGACACCUCAAGCUGUUUGGCUAUCUGCCAUCGAUCUACUACCCCAAACACAAGGAUAUUGAGCUGUACAAGAACCUCAGCUUGCAGUGCAAGAACAUGGACAUCCCCUUCCUCUCCUAUCUCCCUUCCAGCAGCCUCAUCGACUUGAGUUACAACCUGGUCGUCGAUGGCAUAUUUGGCUUCAGCUUUUCCGGCCAGGCGAGGGCACCCUUUGACGACAUCAUCAAAACGCUGAAGAACAUCAUGAUUCCGCUGUGCAGUAUUGACGUUCCGUCAGGCUGGGAUGUUGAAAAAGGCAGUGAGGAUGGCCUCCAGCCAGAAUUCCUCAUCUCCCUUACUGCCCCCAAGAUGUGCGCUGAGCAUUUCAAGGGCAAGCACCACUACCUAGGGGGUCGCUUUGUGCCCCCUGAGCUGGCCCACAAGUACCAACUCUCCCUCCCUGAGUACCCGGGAACGGAGUGUGCAGUACAGUUAGUGUUAAAGUCUUCAGUAUAGGCUAGAUAAAUUGUACGUUGUCCAUCUAGGCAAAACUCUUUACAGUUUCUACUCAUUUGUAAUCUGCUUUGCUUCUUGAAAUUAAUGUACUGCCCUCACGUGGCAGCAACAGACUAAGAGAGCUCUCUAGUAGAUCAAAAUGGAGUAAAGAACAAUAUAUACUGUGGAGUAAGAAUAGAGUGUAAUGAAAUUUAGAAUUCCUCUCACUGUCGACUCUUCUGUGAUCCAAUUUCUUUUAGACCCAAAUAGAUUUCUUUCACUGUGCAUCCUCGUAAUUUCUUGCCAUGUGUUAGUUAACACACGACACAUAAUCAUUCUCUUCAGUUAUCUCUUCACAUUUUGGAGGAAAUUUCAUAAGCCCGAUAAGGGCAAGUGCUGAAAUGUUGAAUUCACCACCCAACAGUAGUAAAUAUGGUUGAGGUAUGACAUAUUAAAGCUUGAUUUUUUCAGUAGUUUUUUGCAGUAGGUUUCUUUUUUAAUUUGCAAAUACUGAUUGUGUAAUACUCCCAAGAUUUGAUCAAGGACAGCCAGUUAAUUUAGCGGUUGAUUUGCAGUGUACCUACCUUGAAGUGAGAAUGUCUCUAUCAAACUAUAUCUGCCACGAGCAGAAGUACCCCUCUCAUUGGUUGAAUAGAGCCGUGUUGGCCGGGAGUAUUUGUUUUGUGGGUUGUGAUGCAACUGCAACGCUUGCGUUUCCUGGUCAUUCGUGAACCAGCGAUGCGCAGUUAGUACCAAAGGAGUGUCCGUUGCUGAGGAAAUAGCGCCCUCUCUUGGUCCAGCUUGAGGCCCAUAGUCAGGUAACAUUAUGGUCUUGACCCAGUGCUUUAUCUUUUAAUGCACACGUCCUGAUAACCAACAAUGUGCAGGUCCCCAAUGUUCAACUACACUGGUUAACCAUCACCGACUUCCAUGCAUUUUGUCAGAGUUAUUAGUUGACCGUUAUCAUAAUAAGGAAAUAAAUAUGUGCUUUGCUGGUCUUAUACAUGUGUUUAAGAUUGGCUCUGGAGAAUGGACGUGGCUAAUGCCCGAGCCGCAGUCCAGCAGAGCUCAUAUUUAUACUCAUUCGUAAAUACCAUUUUAGUCAGACAGUUAAAAAAAGUCAACAUAUGAUGGAUUUCCAGUGAUUUUGUUCGGAAAUUUUACUUUCAAUUUCCGGAACACCUCCUUCCAUUUUUAUAGAAUAUUCCUUGUGCAGAUUAUCCAGUUGUUGUGAGCCACGUGCACACAGACUCUUGACCAAUCAGAAUCAAUUCAAA
Acanthaster planci (crown-of-thorns starfish) is the source of this 3000-nucleotide messenger RNA. RefSeq names its product NAD(P)H-hydrate epimerase-like. Gene Ontology annotation, molecular function: NAD(P)HX epimerase activity. Lineage: Eukaryota; Metazoa; Echinodermata; Asteroidea; Valvatida; Acanthasteridae. Gene Ontology annotation, cellular component: mitochondrion. The record is from RefSeq and is a predicted model, not a curated record.